AUGGUUUCAAGAAAUUAUAGGCCUAGUAUAGAAAAGUCUAGUAUUGAUUUGAAUCGCGAAACAUCGUCAACAUCUAUCUCUGAAACCCAACCUGAACAUUGUGCUGAAGGGUUGGAAAAUAUUAUUCUACACAAUGAAGAUGAAUCAAGGCAUAAAGGUAAAGUCAAAUGGAGCAAGGAAGCAACUAUACUUCUUAUAAGUGGAUGGCUUAAUACAUCUAAGGAUGCCAUUGUGGGGAAUGACCAAACUUCUACACAUUUCUGGGCUCGAAUCGCAGAUUACUUCAACACCAACCAAAAAGGUGAGCAAGCAAGGACUGGAAGGCAAUGCAAAUACCAUUGGAACAAGAUGAAUCAAAAGGUGGCGCAAUUCAAUGGAUGUUAUAAACGAGUUCAAUUAGCACAUCAUAGUGGUUGGUCUGAUGAGAAAUUUUUUUGA
Humulus lupulus (European hop) is the source of this 438-nucleotide messenger RNA. RefSeq names its product glutathione S-transferase T3-like. NCBI's taxonomy places the organism in Eukaryota, Viridiplantae, Streptophyta, Magnoliopsida, Rosales, Cannabaceae. The transcript has a single exon. The record is from RefSeq and is a predicted model, not a curated record. The coding region runs from base 1 to 438 and encodes 145 amino acids.